Molecule: messenger RNA, 2034 nt
Organism: Aspergillus calidoustus
Lineage: Eukaryota; Fungi; Ascomycota; Eurotiomycetes; Eurotiales; Aspergillaceae
Source: the annotation of a GenBank genome assembly
ACCAACUCCAACAAUACCAGGUUGUCCACGAUCCGAGUCCGGGUAAGGUGGUAUAAGCAUUAUCGACAAUACGACAAACACCACCUCCGGACCGCCAAGCAGGGGGAAGAGGCCAGCUUCCUAAGUGAACAAGUCGUUUCUCCGAACAGUAACGACUGGUCUACUUAUUGAUAAACCGGCGCGGCUCAAUCUCAUCAGAUGGCUACUCCUCGUCUCACAGCUGCUUCCGUCACAAUGGAUACACCGGUUUUGAUCAUUGGAGCUGGCCCAUCCGGGGCGACGGCAGCUCUCCUGCUUGCCCAGAUGGGCCUCAAAUCCAUCGUCAUCUCCAAGCAUAGCGGGACAGCAAACACGCCGCGCGCCCACAUCUUCAAUCAACGCGCGAUGGAAGUCCUGCGCUCCGCAGGACUGGAGGAGCAGCUCAAGGGCAUUGCAUGCCCUGCCGAGGAUAUGCAGCAUACAUCCUGGGUAAACCAGCUUGCAGGCCAAGAAUACGGGCGCAUCUACGCGUGGGGCAACAACCCCUCGCAAAAGGGCGACUACGAGCGGGCGAGUCCGUGUCAAAUGUCGGACCUGCCGCAGAGCCUUUUGGAGCCCGUCCUGGUCGAGCGAGCGACGCAGCUGGGUGCGGAAUUCCGUUUCUCGACCGAAUUGGUUCGCUUCGAGCAGGAUGCGCAGCAGGUGGCCGGGGGGCGAGUGCGCGCUACUCUGAAAGAGCGCACGACGGGGCGCACGUACAAUGUCGACGCCCAGUACCUAAUUGGAGCAGACGGCGCCCGAAGUGCUGUAAUCGAGCAACUGCGGAUUCCGGUCGUCGGACGCCAACACAAUUCGGCGUUCAAUGUGCACAUCAGGGCAGACUUGUCCAGGUAUAUUGCCCCGCGACCCGGAAGCCUCAACUGGGUUCUCAACGUGGACGCCCCCGACUGGUCUGUGGCGGGCAAUUUCCGAAUGGUCAGACCGUGGAACGAGUUUGUCGUGUCGAUGCAUCCAGCUACGCAGCGGCAUACCGACGCCGUCGUGAGCCCGACCGAGGAUACGAUUCGGGAGCGUCUUUGGCAGAUGAUUGGCGACCGCUCGGUGCCCAUUGAGAUCCUGUCUACUUUUACCUGGACGAUCAAUGAGCAGGUUGCCCAACGGUGGCAGGAGGGGCGGGUGCUGUGCAUUGGAGACGCGGCACAUCGCCACCCUCCCAUCAACGGCCUGGGUAGCAACACUUGCAUCUCAGACGCCUUUAACCUGGCCUGGAAACUCGCAUAUGUUCUAAAAGGGUGGGCAGCUCCCUCGCUACUCGACACUCUCACGCCCGAGCGCAAACCAAUAGGCGACGCGGUUGUCCGACGAGCCAACGACGGCAUGGCUGCCCACCGGCGAAUCUGGGAGAUCCUAGGCCAGGACCCCGCAUCGCGACAGGCAGCAGAGGAAACGCUCCGACUCGCAACUGCAGAGGGAGCCCGCAAGCGCAACAAUCUCCGCGACGCAUUCCUAGCGACCGAAGACGAGGUUCAGGCGCUGGGAAUCCAGAUGAACCAAGUAUACUCGUCUGAUCGCGCGGCCGUUGUCGUGGAGCCCGGCGACAUCCCGCCAGUCUUUGAUGAUCUGAAUCCCAUUCGCGAGGUCAAGGUCAGCACCUUUCCUGGAUACCACUUGCCCCAUGUCUGGGUUGCAUCGAAUAAACCUGGCCGGUGCGAGAGGGUGUCUACCCUCGAUCUGUGUAUCCCCGGUGGGUUUACUCUGUUUACGGGUAUAGGGGGGGAGGCAUGGGUGCGGGCUACGGAGGAUAUGAUCAUGAAGCUCGGAGGGGCGCCUAUACGUGCGUACACGAUCGGCUUUGGAUGCGAGUAUAUGGAUUGCUACUGGGACUGGGAGCGGGUGCGUGGGGUUGGUGAUACUGGGGCCGUCCUCGUACGCCCUGAUCAUUUCGUUGCCUGGAGAUGCCAGGGGGCUGUGCCUGAUGCGUUUGGGAAGCUGUGCGACGUUAUGGCCAGUCUGCUAAAGGGUGGAGAGGCCCAGGUCUCACAGUCACAUCUCUGA